AUGACUUCGCAGCAUUCCUGGUUCCGGGGCCCCGAGCUCCGUAGUAUUGUCUUCGAUGCCCCUACGCCCUCUACCUGGAUUGUCCUCAGGCGCGUUAACGAACACGAGCACCGAAAGGAUCCCGACCACUCCGCUGUCUCCUAUGCCUCCGUUAAGUACCAGUGCAAGAAACAUGGAGAUGCUAGCAAAAUCGCGUUCGUUAGGAUAUAUAAGCAACUGCCCCACCUCGGCACAGAGUUUGACGAUUAUGCUACCCGCGCUAAGCAAGCUAGGGCGUGGACUCCGCCCGAGCUAGUAGCAUACAAAACUCUUACCGAUAAGCAGUCGAAAGUCACCCCCCGCCUCCUAGGAUAUAGGGAAGAGGAGCAAGACAGCUCUGCUCUUGUACCCGCUGGCUUCCUGGUCUCGUUUGCGUGGGAGCAAGUGCCUGGUGUUCAGCUAGGGGAUAGUCUUGGCGCAAAGGUCUUCUGGGAUAUGAGUCCUGAUCAACGCCACAAUAUUCGGGAAGCCUUUAAGAACAAGACAAUCCGUGAGACCGAAACUAUUGGCUUUCGCCCUUUGUUCUCUGGUCCCUCGCAUUUAGUUUGGGAUUCCGCCUCCGGUAAUCUUUUUAUGGUCGGCUUCCGUCAGUGGAUUGAGGUUAAGCCAACACCCUGGAGUGAGGCAAAGUCCUACUGGUUCGACCUAGCUAAGCCACCCAAAAAGGUCAACUGGUCUGAAUGGGGUAACGAACCUGAUACUUCUAAUUGGAAGUUUUAG
Molecule: messenger RNA, 759 nt
Organism: Penicillium hordei
Lineage: Eukaryota; Fungi; Ascomycota; Eurotiomycetes; Eurotiales; Aspergillaceae
Exons: 3
Coding region: 1-759 (252 amino acids)
Source: RefSeq, a predicted model, not a curated record